AGAAAACUGAAGGUGGGGCCAGAGUGAUGUCAGCGCGCUCGAACCCGUGAACAUAUUUAAACGCGCUCGGAGCUCAGUGCGCGCGUCAAACGCGUGGAAGAGACGCGCAUGUGGAUCAGCGGCGCUGUCAGACAGCAUCUUCUGCACACCUGCUCUCAUCUGCGUGGAUAUUAACCUGCGUCUGCGCGUCGCGUUUGGAGGCAGAAUGCGGCGCGUUGUGACGCGCGCUUUGGAGACGCGGAACUAUCGCAAUUAGUUUGGAUCUCGCGGCGGGUUUGAUGUUUUGACGGUGGUUCCUUCACGUGACAGACGCGCAGCGCAUCACAGAACCGCGCGGACGCUGAAGAUCCGCGCUCGCGUCAUGUGGAUGUAGUGGAUUAAGUGCGUUUCGAGUGGAUAUUUGUGAGCAGACUCACUGUGGAUGUGUAAAUGUCUUUUCUCCGCACGGGUCUCUAUGGGCCACAGUUAAGCUUCCCAUCAAAGGAACUGGCUCUAAAAUGAAGUUAUGGGACAUCGUAGCCCCGUGUUUGUUGCUCCUGAGCUCGGUUUCCACACGUCCCCUCUUCCACAAGCUGCAGCCGUCCAAAAGAGCCGUCGUCUCCGAGGGCCACGCUGACAUCUCGGCACCGGACCCCAUCGUAGACGCUCAUCCUGAAACUAGAGACCUGAAACAAGCUUCCAUGGAAGAACAAUAUGAUGUAAGCAGUCUUUACCCGGAACAGUUCGAGGAUGUAAUGGACUUCAUCGAAGCGACUAUCGGCCGAUUGCGGCGCUCCCCGGAUUCUGACGGUGUUUCGAAGAGGGAUCGAGCGCGUCAGCGGAAAGCGUCGAACGGCGAGAGGAGCGUCCGAGGAGACAAAAGGAGGAGUCGCGGACGAGCCCGAGGGGGGAAGGAAAGUCGAGACGAGAGGGUCAAAGGUCCCGGGCGUGGAUGCCUCCUGAAAGAGAUCCACCUCAAUGUGACUGAUCUGGGAUUGGGCUACAUGACCAAAGAGGAAUUGAUAUUUCGGUACUGCAGUGGCCCCUGUUACGACUCUGAGACCAACUAUGACAAGAUCUUGAACAACCUCACCCAAAACAAGAAACUUGACAAAGACACGCCAUCUAGGACUUGCUGCCGGCCGAUCGCUUUCGACGACGACAUCUCGUUUUUGGACGACAGCUUGGAGUACCACACGCUAAAGAAACAUUCCGCUAAAAAGUGCGCCUGCGUCUGACCUGCCGACCGACCGACCGAACGCAUGCAUGCACGGGACGGAUGAAACCAGGAGUUUUCGCUUGUCAGGCCCUGUUGGGAAACAAAGACGACAGAGCGAUGAUUGACAGAUCUGAACACAAGAGUUCAGACGCUCGGUAGAUGGAAAGAGAUCUCAGCUGCUCGGUGUUACCAAACCCUUAAUAUGAUGGAAAUGUUCAUCAUCAUUUACGUCAUAACUCAAACAAACAGAUGCUCGCAGUGGAUUAUUGUGUUUACACUGUGGUCAGAAACCAAUGCAUCCACAGACUUCAGAUCUUUAAUAUCCAGAAAGCUAUCUAUCUAUAUAUAUAGUAUAUAUGAAAAUGUAUUUAUUGAGAUUUAAUUAAGUUAUUGUUAUUUAUUGCAAUCCAUUGUAUAAGAGUGUUUGUUUUUUCUUAUUUAUUUUAGAAAGUUAUUUGGUUUUCUGUCUUAGAUGGUGCCAAAUCCAAGCAUGUGUUUGUAGAGACACCCAAACCAUUUCAAAAGUUGAGGUUUUUCUUCUGUGGUACUCAAAGGUGACUGAAUAUCUAAAGCGCUGUUUUAAGUGGAUAGUGAUUAGGGCUUCAAAACGAUUAAUUGCAACUAAUCGUUUGCAGAAUAAAAGUUUUUAUUUAAAAAUAGAUAAUAUAUAAAUAGCUUUUUUUGUACACACACAUAUAUAUGAUUUAAUGAAAAACUUAUUCUGCAAACAAUUAGUCGCGAUUAUUCGCUUUGCAGCCCUAGUGAUUCAUAACGCCAAGACCUGAGUCUUCUGAUGUCAUAUGACAAAUAAUCUUCCCUUAUGUCAGACCUCUCACUUAAUUCCACAUCACAGUAAAUAUUGCUUCCUGUAUGUCUGCUGCAGAAAUGAAGAUUAUAGGGCUGUAAAACGAUUAAUCGCGACUAAUCGUUUACAUUAUAUAUAUUUGUAUGUAUUUAAGUCAUACACACAUGCAAGUAUAUAUUUAAUAAAUAUUCACAUGUGUAUAUACAUUUUUAUAUUUAUGUAUAAUUUAUAUUAUAUAUAAAAACUUAAUAUAUAAAUAGAUUUUUCUUUCUUAAAAUGAUACAUGCAUGUGGGUGUAUGUAUGUAUUUUUAAAUAAUUAUUAUACACAGUACACACACACAUGAUGUAAACUUUUAUUCUCCAAACGAUUAGUCACGAUUAAUCGUUUUGCAGCCCUAUAAGAUUAUCACUCUUCAGUUUCAUUGUGUUGCUGGAGAAGAUGGGGAAUCAUACUUUUAUAAUAAUUUUUAGUCCAUGUUGAAGCUUGGCAGUAUGAAUCACUUUCCAAAAGAAAGAUAAUAACAUGUAGUUGGGUAAGUAAAUGAUUAAGUGUUCAUUUGAAGCUUAACUACUUUAAGAAGUAAUGAACGCACCCCAGCGUCACUUAUUUAAAGAUUCGUCUCCACAUCAGUCGAUCCAUUAGUGAGAACAUCAUACUAGAUAAUAAGCAGGCAGGAUUAUUUCAUAGCGAAAAUAAGUGGACCAACAAAUAAACUAGACAAAAGACCGAUGUCAAAACCUUUAUACUGUCUUUUUCCAUCACGAAAUCCCACGAAGGUCUGCGAGAGACCGAUUGUUUACUCAGUCUUUGGUGGUUGUUACUGGAACUCGAAUGGCUCGUCUCCAAUUAUCUCUUUAAAAUACAGCCUGGUCCAAUGUGUUUACAUCUCACCGUGCCAGACAGAAACACGGCCACAGUGAACCGUUUGAUCCCAAUAAAUGAUGUUACGUUUGACCUUUUUUAUAUCGGUUGACCAGUUGGCGAGUGUCUGGUAACCUGGAGUUAUCGCUGAGGUCCCCGCUGGCUGGCUGGCUUAACAGAUUUGACUCAUUAAUCUGCACAAAUAAAGCGGUCUCGCAUGGUUGGAAAGACUCCCUAUCGUUUAAGACCAAUUAUAUCAAAUCUGCUUCGUCUUUCCUAAACUUCUUAACAAAACACAGCCAGGAGUCAGCGGCAUGCACAUUCACAUACAGCUCCAAACAAAAGGGAAAAUAGAGUUUCAGCUGACAGACAAACACACCUUUAUUACGAUCAUGGGUAUAAAGCCGUAAUCCCUCUUCAUACUUAACAAAUCCACUCAUUUCUAAAGUAUUUAGGCCAACCUCUGUAAAGCAUGAUCUACCUCUGAUCACCAGCAUUUGUUAAUGUUAAAGAUCCACCAAACCAAACAAACCCUCCCGUCCUGAUGGAUGAUGAUUUAAUAAUGGACCUGAGCUUGAAAGUUACGUUGUCUAGAAAUCUUUGAAAUCCUUUUCUGUCCUGCGGUGUUUGUUGGUCCUGUUGUCUUGUUUUGUGUUACUGAACCAAAGCUCUCUGCAGACUUUAUUUUUGUACAAUAUUCAUUUUAUAACUUUUUACAAAAUAAAACUCAUU
Messenger RNA from Paramisgurnus dabryanus, 3598 nucleotides. RefSeq names its product glial cell derived neurotrophic factor a (gene gdnfa). NCBI's taxonomy places the organism in Eukaryota, Metazoa, Chordata, Actinopteri, Cypriniformes, Cobitidae. Gene Ontology annotation, molecular function: growth factor activity; glial cell-derived neurotrophic factor receptor binding; receptor tyrosine kinase binding. The record is from RefSeq and is a predicted model, not a curated record. Gene Ontology annotation, biological process: negative regulation of neuron apoptotic process; peripheral nervous system development; positive regulation of branching involved in ureteric bud morphogenesis.